AUGGCGGACUGUGGAAGUAAUAUACAAGAGAACGAUAAAGUUCCUGGGCGUGUCGAUGACAUUUUGUAUCAACCGUGUAUCAAGGAAAUUAUGUGUCAACCAUGUUUAAGUAAGGAUACGAAAACUGUAGCUGGCACGUUUUGUUCAACGUGUAAUGAAUUCCAGUGUAUUGAUUGUUCAGGUGUGCAUAACGUGCUUGACAUCUUUAUAAGUCAUAAAUUGCUAAACGCAAAUGUAGCUCACGCAAUCAGAUGUGAUCAACACCAAAAGGUUUUAGAUUAUUUCUGUGAAGAUGAGAAAAAGCUUUGUUGCAGUACUUGCGCAAUUGUUGACCAUAGUAAAUGUCACAGCGUUGUUGAGGUUGAGAAAGUUGCCGGGAAAAUGACGUCACCAAGUUCUAGUUUAAAAGAGAUAUUGCAGGAAGCCAAAGAAAAUGCAGAAGAUAUUGAAAGACAUAUAAUCACUUCAAAAGAUCAACUUGCUCAAAACGUUCAAGAAAUACAAGCUAAAAUUAGAGAAACGCGAGAGGAAUUUAUGAGAAUAUUUGACAAAUUGGAAGCUUCCAUUGUUGAGAGAGCCAAAUCUCUUCAGAAAGAAACAUUAUGUUACCUUGAAAAGAAGCAAUCACAAAACGAAAAGCAUUUGGCUAAUGUUAAAGCGUAUCUAGAAACGAUUCAUAGCAUUUACCAAAAUGGGAUUCCAACGCAGACAUUUAUAGCAGAACAGAAGAUAAAAAAUGAAGUCCAUGUUUUAUGCAGAAAUUUCAAUGAAGAAUGUCAGAACUUACAGAUGGUGACCAUUUUUUUGGAUCUUGAUGAACAAUUGAAUCUGCCACCGCAAUCAUUUACUGACUAUAUUCCUGGACAGCUCACAUUAAAAUAUAAUGAACGGAAAAAUGUAAAUGCUGAAAAUAAGGUGAUGACAUUAACUGUAGAUUCUUCUAUUGAUUUAAAGAAAGAGUGGGAUGACUUCAAACAACCAUUCUAUUCAGGAAUAGACUUUCUACCCGAUGGUAGACUAGUUGCUGUGGAUUAUAACAAUAAGAAAUUGAUAGUUUACAAUGAGAAGUUUGUAAAACUAGGGUCAUGUCAGUUAUCUUAUUAUCCACUGUCCGUUGUUGCUGUAUCUGAGGAUGAAGUAGCGAUAACAAGUGGCAGCGAAUAUAUAAUAGACUUUAUACGUAUUAGUAAAGCUAAUAAAAUAAGAAGAAAUAGAAAAUGUAUUGUAACAACGAAAUAUGAUUCUAUAUGUUUAAAAGACAAUAGCCAAUUUGUGGUAGGGACUAUUGAUUACCAAAUACCUGUUGAAAUAAUAUCAUCGGCAGGAGAGCCAUAUGUUUCUAAUAUUAACUUUCCGAUCAAGGCAUAUUGUGCAGAUACAAGCGCUUGUACUUACAUAAAGAGCAGUGAUAAAGUGGUGCUUACAGAUAUAUACAAGCAUACUACCUACAUAUAUGAUACCAAGACAAACACGAGAGUCGUGGUGAGAGAUGGCCAGAUUAACGAACCUUGUGGUGUAGCAAUUAGCCCAUCUGACACUAUCCUAGUUUGUAGUAAUGGAACAGACUGUAUUGUAGAAUUAUCACAAACAGGACAGGUCUUAUCAUCGUACCAGCUAGAUAUGGAAUAUCCAUAUAGAGUAUGUGUUUCACAUGAUAAGUCAUUUAUUGUUGUUGCAAAUGCCUGUAGAGGAAACAUGAAAAUACAGAAAUUCAAAAUAUCAUUAUAA
Ruditapes philippinarum (Manila clam) is the source of this 1728-nucleotide messenger RNA. RefSeq lists its product as uncharacterized. The record is from RefSeq and is a predicted model, not a curated record. Gene Ontology annotation, cellular component: chromatin; nucleoplasm. The transcript has a single exon. Lineage: Eukaryota; Metazoa; Mollusca; Bivalvia; Venerida; Veneridae. Gene Ontology annotation, molecular function: ubiquitin-protein transferase activity; zinc ion binding. Bases 1 to 1728 code for a protein of 575 amino acids. Gene Ontology annotation, biological process: positive regulation of DNA-templated transcription.